Messenger RNA from Ostrea edulis (European flat oyster), 3560 nucleotides. RefSeq names its product zinc finger protein 260-like. Gene Ontology annotation, molecular function: RNA polymerase II cis-regulatory region sequence-specific DNA binding; DNA-binding transcription factor activity. The transcript has 2 exons. The coding region runs from base 135 to 1640 and encodes 501 amino acids. Gene Ontology annotation, biological process: regulation of transcription by RNA polymerase II. NCBI's taxonomy places the organism in Eukaryota, Metazoa, Mollusca, Bivalvia, Ostreida, Ostreidae. The record is from RefSeq and is a predicted model, not a curated record.
AAACAAGAGAGCGGGUCUGUCGAAUAAUUCUGGUGAUAACGGUAACGAUUACAAAACAGAGGGUUACAGAAAUCCUAUCAACCCACUGAAAGAGACGGACCAAGGCUGUUGUCAGUACCAGAGACUGCAGAGACAUGCUCACUAAGAACACUGUAGAAGAUCCAUAUAAUGCUGAAGAAAAUUCGGACAUCCACACUGUAGAAGAUCCAUAUAAUGCUGAAGAAAAUCCAGAGAACCACACUGCUGGAGAUCGAUAUAAUGCUGAAGAAGAUCCGGACAACCACACUGUAGAAGAUCCAUAUAAUGCUGAAGAAAAUCCGAACAACCACACUUUAGAAGAUCCAUAUAAUGCUGAAGAAAAUCCGGACAACCACACUGUAGAAGAUCCAUAUAAUGCUGAAGAAAAUCCGGACAACCACACUGUAGAAGAGCCAUAUAAUGCUGAAGAAAAUCCAGAGAACCACACUGCUGGAGAUCGAUAUAAUGCUGAAGAAAAUCCAGACAACCACACUGCUGGAGAUCCAUAUAUUGCUAAAGAAAAUCCUGACAACAAUACGGGAUUCACUUUGAAUGUAAUGAACCCUCCCAAUAAAAAUGACCAUCAUCCGGUACCUGUGUAUUCCUUUUCCCAAUCAGUGGACAAGGCUCUCUUAACUCAGAGGGGUGCUUUAAUUCCAUCAGAAGAAAAACAUCACGUUGUGGUUUUUACUUUUUCCUCUACACGGGUAAAAACUAUUGCAAACGGAAAAAAUGAUGGGCAUAUUGAGUCUGUGGAUUCCGUUAGUGGAACAGAAAAUUUACAAAAGUGUACCAUGACGCAUGCAAGUAGUAAACCUGCCUAUACGGAAAACGUUUUACAGAAAAACAUGAGCAUACAUAUUGGUGAAAAUCUUUAUCAAUGUGAUAUAUAUGGGAAGACAGGACAGUUACAGACACACGUAUGGACACCUACUGGUGAUAAACCUUACAAAUGUGAUGUCUGUGGGCAGACUUUCAGUGUUAAAGGAAGCUUACAACAACACAUGGGGAUACAUACUUGUGAUAAACUUUAUAAAUGUGAUGUCUGUGGGAAGGCAUUUAGUCGGACAUUCAUAUUUCAGAAACACAUGAUGGUACACACUGGUGACGAACCUCUUGAAUGUGAGGUCUGUGGGAAGGUGUUUAAUGAAAAUGGAGACUUGCUGACACACCUGAGAAUACAUGCUGGUGAUAAACCUUACAAAUGUGGGGUGUGUGGAAAGGCAUUCAGUGUAAAAAGAAGCUUACAAAAACACAUGGGGACACAUACUGGUGAAAAACCUUAUAAAUGUGAUGUCUGCGGGAAGGCGUUCAAUCGAAGAGGACGCUUUAAGACACACACAAAGAUACAUACUGGUGAUGAACCUUAUGAAUGUGAUAUCUGUGGGAAGGUUCUCAUUGGGACAGAAACAUUACAGAUGCACAUGAGGACACAUUCUUGUGUUAAACCUUAUGAAUGUGGUGUGUGUGGGAAGUCUUUCCGUCGGACAGGAAUAUUACAGAGACACAUGAGGAUACAUACUGGUGAGAAACCUCAUGAAUGUGAUGUCUGUGGGAGGUCGUUCAGUCGGAAGGGAAUAUUACGGACACACAUGAGGAAACAUGCUUGUGAUAAACCUUAAAAAUGUGAAGUGUGUAGGGAGGCUUUGAAAUCGAGAGAAACAUUAUGGGAGCACAUGAGGAUACACUUCAGUGAUAAAUCUUAUCAGCGUCGGUAGGAAUUCGUACAUUCAGCCAGAAGACUAGCAAAAGCACAGAGGGACUGGUAAUGGUUUUAGAAAGGAGCUUACAUAGGCUAUGCCUGUUGCCCGAUCCUAUUGAGUUUCUCAAUAAAAUAUGUUUAUGAUUGUGAUUGAUUGAUGUUUUCUGCCACACUCAACAAUUUUUCAGUUAUCUGGUGGUGCCCAGUUUUUAUUGGUGGAAGAGAGAACCCAGAUACAAUGUACCUGGGAAGAGACGUCUCCACCAACCUUCCGAAAGUAACCAGGGAAACUUUCUCACUUAUCGGCUCGAGCGGGAUUCGAACGCACGCUGACAGAGGUGAGAGGCAGUGUGAUUUUGAGCACGAUGCUCUAACCACUUGGCCACAGAGGCCCCUUAACUACACUGGUAAUAAAUGUUAUGAAUGUGGUGUCUCUUGGAGUAGUUCAAUACAUUCAGGCAGGGGACUUCCAAAAGUCUGGUGAGAAAUCUUUGUUUAUGGCAGGGUAUGCCUCCGGGCAGAUAGAGGUCUUCCACCUCGAGAGGCAUGAGGAUACACUGGUCAUUGAGAAUGUUUUCAAACAGAUGGAAACAUUGCAGGGACAGAAAGGGACACGUACUAAUGGAAUUGCUUUAAAUGUGAAGUCUUUGGGAAGAUGUUUAAUCAAGACACAUUUUUAUAUACAGCACAGUUUACGUAUUGGUAACCUGAUUAAUACGAUAUUCAACCUGUUUAAUCAUACAAGAACAGCAGAAACAUACAGUACCAAACUUCCGCCAAUUCUUUGCUCACAAACUAAACUCUUCCAGUUAAGCAUUAUGGGAUAGCGAUUUCUUGGGAACUACAAAACUACGCGGCCGUGUAUACUGUGUAGAAUGGUGGAAAAACAUAACAUCAAACGUAAACAAUUCAAAUGAAGAACGUAAAAAUCAAGUUCAUUACUUUACACUAUAAUUUCCCCUACUUUUUAGCAUGUUUAGUAGUGCUGUACGAUAUUACCGGUAACCGGUGAAUUCCGAUUCUGUUGUUGGCAAUACGUUUAUCGCAAUAUUUUUAGCUCAUCUGAGCUGAAAGCUCAAGUGAGCUUUUCUGAUUGUCUGUUGUCUGUCCAUCCAUCUGUCUGUAAAUUUUUUACAUUUUCGACUUUUUCUCCAGAAUCACUGGGCCAAUUUCAAUCAAACUUGGCCAAAAGCAUCCUUGGGUAAAUGGCUUUAAAGUUUGUUCAAAUGAAGGGCCAUCUCCCUUAUCCAAGGGGAAAUAAUCACAAAAAUGCAAAAAUAGGGUGGGGUCAUUAAAAAUCGUCUUCUCAAGAACCACUGGACCAGAAAAGCUGAAAUUUACAUGAAAGCUUCCUGACAUAGUGCAGAUUUAAGUUUGUUAAAAUCAUGGCCCCCGGGGGUUGGAUGGGGCCACAAUAGGGGAUCAAAGGUUUACAUAGAAAUAUAUAGGGAACAUCUUUUAAGAGCUAAUGGGCUAGGAAAGUAAAAAUUUCAUAAUGCUGAUUCAAGUUUGUUAAUAGCAUGGUCGCAGGGGGGAAGGAUGGGGCCAUAAUAGGGGAUCUUCUCAAGAACCACUGGGCCAAAAAACUUUACAUUUACAUGGAAAAAAACUCCUGACAUAGUACAGAUGUAAGUUUGUAGAAACCAUGCCCCCCCCCCCCCCCCCCCCCCCCACCAGGGGUAGGGUGGGAGUCAAAAUAGGGAUCAAAGUUUACAUAUGAAUAUAUUGGGGACAUUUUUUAAAUAUCUCAUGUGAGCGAUGUGGCCCAUGGGUCUCAUUUUGUUUCCACGUCCAUUGCUCUUUGAAGUUUCAUUCGGUCUGUUUCAAUGGAUUUCUAGAA